Molecule: messenger RNA, 840 nt
Organism: Molossus molossus (Pallas's mastiff bat)
Lineage: Eukaryota; Metazoa; Chordata; Mammalia; Chiroptera; Molossidae
Gene: APOA1
Product: apolipoprotein A1
Exons: 3
Coding region: 1-795 (264 amino acids)
Biological process (GO): lipid transport; lipoprotein metabolic process
Cellular component (GO): extracellular region
Molecular function (GO): lipid binding; high-density lipoprotein particle receptor binding
Source: RefSeq, a predicted model, not a curated record
AUGAAGGCAGUGCUGCUGAUCUUGGCUGUGCUCUGCCUCACGGGAAGCCAAGCCCAGCACUUCUGGCCACAGGAUGACCACCAGUCACAAUGGGACCGAGUGAAGGAUUUAGCCACAGUGUACGUGGACGCGCUCAAAGACAGCGGCAGAGAAUACGUGUCCCAGCUUGAAGACUCCACCGUGGGCAAGCAGCUGAACCUAAAACUGCUGGACAACUGGGACAACUUGACCACCACGUUCAGCAAGGUGCGCGAACAGCUCGGCUUGGUUACCACAGAUUUCUGGGACAAACUGGAAAAGGACUCACGGGGGCUGGUCCAGCAGUUGAACUCUGAUCUGGCAGCCGUGAAGGAGAAGGUGCAGCCCUACCUGGAAGACUUCAAGAAGAAGUGGGAGGACGAUGUGGCGCUGUACCACAAACAGGUGGUGCCGCUGGGCCUGGAGCUCCGCCAGGGCGCGGGCCAGGGGCUGCAGGAGCUGCACAAGAAGCUGACGCCGCUGGGCGAGGCGCUGCGCGAUCGCGCGCGCGCCCACGUGGACACGCUGCGCAACAACCUGGAGCCCUACAGGGAGCAGCUGCGCCAGAGCCUGGCCGAGCGGCUGCAGGCGCUCAAGCAGGGCAACUCGCGGCUGUCCAAGCUGCAGGGCGAGGCCAGCACGCACCUGCGCACGCUCGGCCAGAAGGUGUCGCCCGCGCUGGAGGACCUGCACCAGGGCCUGCUGCCGGUGUGGGAGAACAUAAAGGCCGGCUUCCUGACCGUCUUGGACGAUGUCAUCAAGAAGCUCACCCAGUGAGCCGCGCUGCUGGGACUCUGGCCCUCUGCGGGCUCCCUCUGUCGC